CAGAGAAAAAACGGAGAGAAACCAGCAAACCAAAAAAACAAGAAGAAGAAUAAGAAAUAAAAUCUUUGAUGCCUGACCCAUUUAAGAUUGUGGCAUUAUCUGGUGUUCGCCAUCUGGGUUUUCUUCCUUGUUACUAAAAAAAAGAGAGGAAAAAAAUGGGCAAUGUGACGGCGAGCGUGGCAGCGAAAUUCGCGUUCUUCCCGCCGGACCCACCGACGUACGACGUGUUCCGGGAAGAGGAUGGAAGGCUAUUGUUCUCCGGCUUGACGGCCGACAAGAACGUGGACGUCCAUUUGCUCGACACAAAGGGAGGGAACAAGAUUGUCGCCACGUUUUGGAAGCACCCUUUUGCCAGGUUCACUCUUCUCUACUCCCAUGGCAACGCCGCUGACUUGGGUCAGAUGCAUGACCUCUUCAUCGAGCUCAGGGCUCAUUUACGUCUCAAUAUCGUGAGCUAUGAUUAUUCAGGAUAUGGAGCAUCCACUGGCAAGCCAUCCGAAUUCAACACAUACUACGACAUCGAGGCUGUGUAUACUUGCUUGAAGAAUGAGUAUGGAAUUAGGCAAGAGGACUUGAUUCUGUAUGGUCAAUCUGUUGGAAGUGGACCAACUUUGCACUUGGCUUCUCGGUUACCGAAGUUGAGAGGAGUAGUUCUUCACAGUGCCAUCCUUUCGGGUAUUCGGGUCUUGUAUCCUGUCAAGAUGACAUUUUGGUUCGACAUUUUCAAAAAUAUAGACAAAAUACCAAAAGUCAACUGUCCAGUUUUAGUUAUACACGGAACGAAUGACGACAUUGUUGAUUGGUCCCAUGGAAAGCGUCUGUGGGAACUAGCCAAAGAAAAAUACGAUCCCUUGUGGGUCAAGGGUGGGGGUCACUGCAACCUCGAAACUUAUCCCGAGUACAUUAAGCACUUGCGGAAGUUCGUAAAUGCAAUGGAGAAACACUCACUCGCAAAACAGAUGAAGAAGCAGCUCACUACUAACACAAGUAUCACAGAAGUCAAACACAACAAGUGCUUGAGAUUUGGAAAGAGAUAGCCAGUUAGCUGAUUGUUUUUAUUUUUUCUUCUCAUCUUGUGAGAAUUUGAGAAUUCAAAACCGGAGUUUCCCUGCCAUAAUAUUACUUGCAUCAUGGACUUCAGUGUUUGGCAGCCACGCUAUAUUUUGCUUGGUAUAUUUCUCAAGACCACAAACUGAUAGGAACAAUAUGGAGCUUGUUUUAAUCCAGAUCACUUUCUGAGGGUAGGGAGUUUGUUACAGUUACCAGUGCAAUUCACAUGGCAAAGUGUUUGUAUCUUCAUGAUCUGGGUUUCGUGUAUAAUUAUGAAAAGCUUGAGCUUUAUGUAAGAAUAUCAGUUAAAAAAAAAAAAAAAAAAUUAAAUGGGCUGCUUUCAUUUGCUACUUAUUUUCUUCCCAUCUUAUCUUAUCCUUUGC
Molecule: messenger RNA, 1433 nt
Organism: Morus notabilis
Lineage: Eukaryota; Viridiplantae; Streptophyta; Magnoliopsida; Rosales; Moraceae
Product: protein ABHD17B
Exons: 5
Coding region: 156-1037 (293 amino acids)
Source: RefSeq, a predicted model, not a curated record